Molecule: messenger RNA, 3533 nt
Organism: Balaenoptera musculus (blue whale)
Lineage: Eukaryota; Metazoa; Chordata; Mammalia; Artiodactyla; Balaenopteridae
Gene: CD22
Product: CD22 molecule
Exons: 13
Coding region: 61-2727 (888 amino acids)
Source: RefSeq, a predicted model, not a curated record
CCACGGUCCCUGAAGACAGAAGACACAUGAGGAAUCAGGCUCCCGCCUAGACACAGCACCAUGCAUCUCCUCGGUCCCUUGCUUCUGCUUCUCGAAUACUUGGCUUUCUCUGACUCAACCUCCUGGACGUUUGAACAUCCCAAGACCCUCUAUGCCUGGGAUGGAGCCUGCGUCUGGAUUCCCUGCCGCUACAGUAUCGUAAACAGGCACUCCAUAGAUAACCUGACUGUGUACCACAAUUAUAAGUACGACAACUCCACCAAGAGCUACAGUGGGACCAUCCUCUAUAAGAACCUAAAAAUCAGGGAUUUUCCUCCUCGUCAGGGAAGGGUACGAUUCCUGGGAAACAACAGAUACAACUGCACCCUCCUCAUCAAUCCCGUGAAAGUCAAUGACAGCGGUCAGCUGGGGCUGAGGAUGACGUCUAAGGAGGACAAAUGGAUGGAACCCAUAGGCCUCAACAUCUCUGAGACGGCUCCUCCACCCCGCAUUGAGCUCCCUCCAGAAAUCCGGGAGCUCCGUGAUGUCACUGUCACCUGCUUGCUGAAUUUCGCCUGCUUUGAGUACCAGGUUCAUUUGCAGUGGUCCCUGGAGGAGCCUGCGGUCACCUCCACCUGCCUGUCCACCAAGACUGUCUCCACCCAGAGCACUCUCACGUUCCAGCCGCAGUGGACUCACCAUGGCAAGAACCUGACCUGCCAGCUCUGGGACCCCACGGAGCAGCAGUUACUCUCUGAGGAAACGGUGUGGCUGGAUGUGAAGCACGCGCCAAAGUUGAAGAUCCAGGUCAGUCCCACAGAAGCCACUGUAACGGAGGGAGAGUCUGUGACCAUGACGUGCCAGAUUGUCAGCAGCAACCCACGGCACCAGGGUGUGUCCUGGCUCAGGGACGGGGCCCCGCUGCUGGGGGAGGAGACGCCCACGCUCACUCUGCCCCAGGUGACCAGGAAGAUGAGUGGGCAGUACCAGUGCAAGGCCCACAACGAUGUGGGCUCAGAAAAGUCGGAAGCAGUGGACCUCCAAGUACACUGUGAGCCUGCUGGGAGCUGGGGAGGGGCCAGGCCGGGGGUCAGCAGGGGCGCCUUCCAGGCCCACGGGAGGGGAGCCCCGGAAGCCUCUGCUCACCACCACCCCCAACCCCCCCGGCCUCGGCCUCUUCUUCCAGAUGCUCCGGAACCUUCCAGCGUUCAGAUCUUCUCCUCGCCAGCUAAGGAAGGAAAUAAAGUAGAGCUGACUUGUAUAUCGCUGGCCAAUCCUCCUCCAACAAAUUACACCUGGUACUACAAUGGGCUAAAAAUGCCUGGAAAGACGGACAGGACCUUCCAGAUCUCAGAGGUCCUCCUCAGGCACGCUGGGGAGUACUCCUGCUUGGCGGAAAAUAGUCUUGGUCCUGGAGAAGCUGGCCAGGGGGCUGACUUGGAAGUCCAGUAUCCCCCCAAGGAGGUAAUCACAGUGAUUCAAAACCGCACACCGAUUCGAGAAGGAGACAGCGUGAUCCUGUCCUGUACCUACAAUUCCAGUAAUCCCCGAGUUACCCGAUAUGAAUGGAAUCACCUAGGCUUCCAGGACCGGCUAUUACCUGCUGGGCUGACGAUUCGAAAAGUUGCCUGGGACACAGGGCCAGUCAAAUGCGCAGCCUGUAACCAGUGGUGUUUGUGGUCUCCCCCUGUCAACCUGGAUGUCCAGUAUGCCCCCAAAGAUGUCAGCGUCCAGGUCACUCCCCACAAUGAGAUUCGCUCUGGGAACCCGGUUCUCCUCCAAUGUGACUUCUUAAGUAGCCGCCCCACGGAUGUCCGCUUCUUCUGGAAGAAAAAUGGAAUCCUUCUGGAGGAAGGAAAGAAACUGAGCUUUGACGCCAUCUCUCCAGAAGAUGCUGGAACUUACCACUGCUUGGUCAACAAUUCCAUAGGACAGAACUCGUCUAAGGCCUGGGUUCUCCAAGUGCUGUAUGCACCCAGGAGCCUGCGUGUGUCCAUCAGCCCGAAAGACAGACUGGUGGAGGGGAAGAAGGCAGUCCUGACGUGCGAGAGCGACGCCAACCCUCCCACCUCCCACUACACAUGGUUUGACUGGAAUAACCGAGACCUCCGCCAUUAUGAUCAGAUGCUGAGAUUGGACCCUGUGACGCUGCAGCACUCAGGCGCCUAUUGGUGCCAGGGGACCAACAGGCUGGGCCGGGGCCGGUCGCCGCCCACCACCCUCACUGUCUACUAUAGCUCAGCCACCAUCAGCAGGCGAGUGGCCUUGGGAGUGGGGCUCUGCCUGGCCAUCUUCCUCCUGGCAACCUGGGGAGUCAAGCUUCAGCGGAACUGGAAGAGGACUCAGAGACAGCAGGGGCUUCAGGAAGGUUCCAGCGGACAGAGCUUCUUUGUGAGGAAUGUAAAGGCUCGAAGGAUCCCCCAGGCUGAAGGCCCCCACUCCCUGGGGUGCUACAAUCCAGUGAUGGAAGAUGCCGUCAGCUACGCUGCCUUGCGCUUUCCUCGUGGCGAGACUGAUGCACCGAGACCUGGAGAUGCAGGGACCUCAGAGACGCGGGGACUUUCCCCAAACAGGGACGACACAGUCACUUACUCUGUGGUGCAGAAGCGUCAAGUGGGCGACUAUGAGAACGUGACUCCAGAGGUCCUAGAAGACGAGGGGAUACAUUACUCGGAGCUGGUCCGUUUUGGGUCUGGGGAGCCGCCGCUGGCCCAGGAAGGAGUGGAAUACGUGACCCUCAAGCACUGAUGAGCCAAACCAGCUGAGGUGGAGGUGCCACAGGGGCCGCAGGGGCCAGGGUGGUCCUGGAACUUUCUCAGCCUCUGCUGUUCAGCUGCGAAGUCACACACACACACGCACACACACACACGCACGCACGCAUGCACGCACACACACACACACACACACACACACGAGCACACACGCACGGUCACAGUUACUGCAACCCCAGUUGGUGCAGAGAACUUUGUACAUGGUCCAGAGACAGUCUUCCUUCUUAGCACUGGUAACCCCGACCCUCCAAAGGGUCUGUCCCUGGUCCUUUCCCACUCCCCUUCUCACCCAGAAAUUCAUCUAAAUACCUACCCUGAGCUGUACAAAUCCCCCUGCCCCUUCCCAGCCCUCUGCCACCACCUACCCACUCCCAAACCCCACCCCCCAGCUGGCUGUGUCCCUGCGGGGAUCAGCUGGUCAUUAUUUGUAUUGCUCUCUCUCCCCAUCCCUUUGACACCUCACCCCUGCUCUGAUAACUGCACUCACUAAUCUUAUGCCUAAUUUUUGACCCCAGGGCAAAGCCCAGGGAAAGAGGAAACAAAAUGAGGUAGAGGCACUGCCCUGGGCUGGUUUCUUCUCUAAGAGGCAUUCCACGGGAGGAUUAUGCUGCUGCGACUCCUUUCCUCAGGGGUCUCGUGGUCUGAGACGUACACUGAUGUGGGCAAACGUGUAACAGACCCAGAGCUACACAAUAAACAUGGCUCAGAUGCCACGGCAAAGAGUCAGUGCAUGAUUUCCAGUCUGCAGAGUCUGAGUGGGGACAGGGAGAUGGGGCAGGCAUG